This is a messenger RNA of Suillus fuscotomentosus, 1044 nucleotides long. RefSeq lists its product as uncharacterized. The coding region runs from base 1 to 1044 and encodes 347 amino acids. The transcript has 3 exons. The record is from RefSeq and is a predicted model, not a curated record. NCBI's taxonomy places the organism in Eukaryota, Fungi, Basidiomycota, Agaricomycetes, Boletales, Suillaceae.
AUGUUCACGCGUGUGAGAGACGAUCGUCGGUCAGAGAUCGAUUUCAUUCGUCUCGUAUUGGCAGGUAGGAUCGGGCCAGAGGCAGACGAGGAAGUCGACCGGUGCCACAUCACCCUGAAUGCCCAGCAAGGCAUUCCCCGUCUUCCUCCUCGACGUGAAACCACCAUCACUCGCGACAUUGACUUUGUCAUCGGAUUAUCACGUUCGUUGCCUUACACAACGGCACUGUCGGUCUGGCCCGUCCCUCCUUUCAAGGAGACUUUGAUUAAGGAUAACCAUCUCAAGAGUCGCGCAUACGACCCUGAGGGUGACGAGAUCCAAGUCCCCAUGCACGAAAUUCCCAACGUCCCUUUAGGGAAAGUGGAACAGCGGCACGUCGUCAGGAUUUUUUCCCCCAGAUUAUACACCGCAGCGUCCGAAGACCCGUCUCGGGUCGGAUUGUCUCAAGAGGACUUGGCGCUUAUAUACGACCGCUGCCUUCGUCAUACGAUGAUACAGUAUUUACCUGAAACAAGAUAUAGAUGGCCGACCUCUUAUAAUAUCGCCUUGACCCAUGCUAGAACAUCCACCGGCUCCCUCGCAUUCGACACCGUCGACAUCGCUUGGCGUGUUUUGGAGCAGCUUGCUGAGAUUCGGGCACCGCUGAACAAGACCUUGAACUGGCUGCCUACUAUCCUAGAGGACCUCGUCCAGCUCUCCGUCAUUGCAAUCGACAGCAUACUGUGGUGGUAUUUGGUAUACUGUGGUCUCGCUGCCAUUCGUUUGGUACUCGUGACUCAUUUCCUAUAUUGUCGUCUCAUGCUCGUGAAUUUGUCCAGAGCGAAUGUCAGGACACUCUCUCUGGAUGCUACAUUGGCACUCAGUGCUGUAUGGAUUUACACGCACAACGCUUGCUUCAGCCCUCUUGAAGUGCUCCGAGUCGAAGACCCUGACGACGCGGAUGAAGACGCCACACUAUGCCCGCUCUAUAUGACAGCGGUGCGCACACUUCUUCAGUCUGACGAGAGCGAUGAGGACGAAGUAGCCUCCGAGGGCAAUGAUUAA